This is a messenger RNA of Pelobates cultripes (western spadefoot toad), 5154 nucleotides long. NCBI's taxonomy places the organism in Eukaryota, Metazoa, Chordata, Amphibia, Anura, Pelobatidae. The record is from the annotation of a GenBank genome assembly.
AUGCGUCACAUUAACAUGUCAGACCCUCACAUUUCAUUCUUUGCUCAGAGAGUAAAUCCAUCAAUCUUACCGGUAAUCCAGUGUGUGGACAGACCCCGUGCAGCAGCCAGGAUUAGUGUUCAGUUAUGUCAUAGAGAAGCAUUGUGGACGUAGCGUGCAUGCGCAGCUUGCCAAUCACAGCGCCUUAACCCAGAAUCAUUGAAUCCAUCAUCAUGCUAUGCGAUGACGAAAAUAAAGGCCUUCGAAAAUCCAAGGUGUCAUGGUGCAAGAGACCCUGAUGUCUUGAUGUAGGCAAAAUGUAAACAUUGUCAGACAAAAAGUAUUACGUACUAUACUGCAUUACGAAGCAGUGGUUUUGAUGCUUAGAAUGCACUUUUAACGGCAGGGUUCUAAAGAAAAUGUCUUUUAAUGAAAAUUGAUUUUUUUAUCAUAAUAACAUACAUCGCCCUUUGAUUUAUAGCGGACUGACAGUUAUGGGAAAAAUGAACUUAAUAAUUUGAUAAUUGCGAAGCCUGCAGUCCAUCAUCCGGCUAACUUCCUUCGGCAGGUUCCAACAUUCGUAAAAGUGAUGGCCGCUUCUACUGAAAUAAGGUAGGAUGAUAAACAGUUUACCUUUUUGGAGGGAUGGGAAGGAACCCGUAACAUACCAUUACCAUUUUUCAUUGAUGAGAGACUAAAGGGCUGUUAUUAUUAUUUGUUAUAAUUUACAUUGAAAACACUAAAACAUGUCAUUCUUUUAAUAAAAAGGCUAGGUUUAGGCACUAAAAAAAUUGUCAGGAACUCAAAGUGAAUUUUCCAUUUCAGUUUGGCUAUUAGCCACAAUUGCAAUUUACUUUCUUUUCUGUGAAUCAACAAGAAGUGGAGCAAUAAUUAGCUGAGGUACCCCACACCCAACAGGAAUAAAAAAUAUCUCAAAGAGUUAAAACAGGUAAACAGACAAUAAUAAAGAUACAUGACUAUAUUAACCUUAACUCUUAAAGGGACACUAUAGUUACCUGAACAACUUCAGCUUAAUGAGGUUGUUCAGGUUAAAACUAUAGCUCCCUGCAGCCUUUCUCAUGUAAACACUGUAUUUUCUGAGAAAUUACAGUGUUUACAUUGAAACCUAGGAACACCUCCAGUUGCAGUCACUCAGAGUGAACCAGAGGGACUUCGGAGUUGAUGGAUAUGCCUCCAUCCACUCAGAUCUGCUGUCAGCAGAGCACAGGGCAGCACUGUGCACAGCAUCCUGUGAUUCAGUAUCUCCUCCCUCUGCAUGCAGACACUGAACUUUCCUCAUAGAGAUUCAUUGAUUCAAUUCAUCUCUAUGAGGAGAUACUGAUUGGCCAGGGCUGUGUUUGAAUCAUGCUGGCUCUGCCCCUGAUCUGCCUCCUUGUCGGUCUCAGCCAAUCCUAUGGGGAGGCAUUGUGAUUGGAUCAGGCUAUGUCAGCAGACUGCUUGUUUUUCUGCGUCUUAACAGCAUGCAGAUUUACAGCUUCAGGCUUGAAUACAGUAAGAUUUUUACUAUAUUUAUGGAGGCAUGAGGGGCCCAGGGGGGCUAGAUGGUGGUGUUAACACUAUAGGGUGAGGAAUACAUGUUUGUGUUUCUGACCCUAUAGCUAUCCUUUAAGUUACCAGUAGAUGACAGCAAUUAAUCACAAGAUCACACAGUGCAUAGAAGAAAAAAUAGAGAAACAUCAAUAAUAGUGUGGAACCGAUUACUGUUAUCCACUGGUAACUUAAAGGGACCCUAUAGUCACCAGAACAACUACAGCUUAUUGAAUUUGUUCUGGUGAGUAGAAUCAUUACCUUCAGGCUUUUUGCAGUAAACACUGCCUUUUCAGAGAAAAUGCAAUGUUUACAUUACAGCCUAGUGAUAACUUCACUGGCCACUCCUCAGAUGGCUGUUAGAGAUCCUUCCUGGGUCAUGGCUGCCUAAAAUACAUCCAAACAUUCAGUAUAUCCUCCCUCUGCAUGCAGACACUGAACUUUCCUCAUAGAUAUUCAUUGAUUCGAUUCAUCUCUAUGACGAGAUGCUGAUUGACCAGCCUCCUUGUUAUUCUCAGCCAAUCCUAUGGGGAAGCAUUGUGAUUGGAUCAGGCCACCACUUCUGCUGAUGUCAGCAGGCAGAGGGCAGGUCUAAAGGAAACAGGGACAAAGUAAGCAGCUCCAGACUUGAAUACAAGUAAGAUUUUACUACAUUUAGGGAGGCAUGAGGGGCCAGGGGGGGGGGAUAGAUGGUUGUUUUAACACUAUAGUGUCAGGAAUACAUGUGUGUGUUUCUGACCCUAUAGUGCUACUUUAAGUAUCGAUUUUUUUGGAUUCCUGUUGGGUGUGGGUACUUCGCCUAAAAAUAGCUCAACUUCAUUUUGAUUCACUUUGAUGUUAUGUUGUUAGAUGCCAUGAAGGGAGAGCAUCGAAGUGUGUAGCAGCCAGAGAUAUUAUUGUAACCGUAUCAUUAGAUCACUUUCCAUGUGAUAUAGAUCCCAGGUCUUUUUACCACUUUUGCCCUAGGUCUAUUUAGCCCUCUGAUAUUUUCUCUUUUUUUACCAUUUAUUUUUUAUUGGCAAAAAUUAUAAAUUUACUUUGAAUUCCUGAGAAAUCACACGUUAAUAAAUAACCCAGUCUAUGUUUCUAAAAAUGUGCCAAACCUCGAAAGUCCUUUAUUAUAGAUGAGGAGAAAUCCCACCCAAGGCUGAUUGAUUCUGAGUGCUGUAAUUGUAUAUUUGAGAGGUGAGCAGUGUUUACCUAUGUUAGAGAAAGGUUUACACUACUGUCUUUUCUGUUCUUGUUCUUGCAUUGUGUUGGAGAACGUUGCUGAGGAGGUGAGUGAGGCAGGGAUUUGUUCCGUGAUUUUAACAGAUGUUCUCGUGUUUUCUAGUAAGAUCCCAGCACAGCUAAUUACGGUAGCCAAGCAAAGCAGCCUGGGUCUGAGCCUCGCCGGAGAGAUUAGCAGAACAGAAGGACCAUUGAUCUACGUUAAGGACAUUAUUCCUGGUGGAGACUGUCACACGGUGAUUAUCUCUCAUACUAAACGUCUUCCUCAAAUGUCUACUUACUAAACAGUGACCUGUCAACUGACUGGCAAACUCUUCACCAAAAUAGCCGAAUUACAGAGAAAAUAUCCAGCUGCUCAGAGUUUCAAACAUUUUAGAACUUACGUCCUUAGUCUGAAUUUUGUACAUUGAUUGUCAGCUAAUACAACUCACUGUUUAGUGAACAGACCCCAUAACAGUGCUGUUCCAUCAAUAAAUAGCUGAAUUGUUGUCACUCUCUCCAAUCUAGUAAAAUAAAAUGUAUCCAGAUUAUUAUUUACUGUUACUGUGCUGCUGUGAACAGAAAUUCUGAUAUGAGUUAAAGAGCCAUUUAAAGCAUUUUCUCAAACUAUAGUGCAGGAAUGAAUGUCUGUAGAUUUCAGUGUUGACUGCUAGGAGCCCUUGUGCCAGUGUGAAGCCUGCAUUCUGCCCAGCUGCUGUCAGUAUGCUUGUUGGAGUUCCAUGAUUUUAUAUACAGUAGAUAAAGGGAACCCAAGUUAAGUGUCCUGUGCCAAUUGUCUGCCAAAAGCAGGAGAGAGAGAGACUUUAACCAUAAAGAGUGUGAAAGCCACCACUUAGUAGCUGAGCCUCAACGUAUGUUCAGUAUAAAUAAAUAUUUAGUGCACUUGCCAGAAUGUCCGUGCCCUUUCCAAAUGAUCCCGUCAGUGGCAUUCAUUUCCCUGAUAGGUAGAACACUUCCUGUCUAAGACCCUUCACUAUGAAACAAUAAUAGGCUAGUUUUAUUGAUGUGCCAUGGCUCACAUUCCUUAAAUUCAUUAAUAGACCCAUGUGACGAACCAAACCUCGUCAUGGGCUCCUGGAGGAGCCUGCUUAGCCAUGCAAAAUACACUGAAAAAAGGCUUGGUCUUGUUCCUGCGAACGCAGGCAGCAGUGUUUGGACAUACAUCUCAUGGAAAUAAAAUCGGACACAGAAACUCCCGAACACCGCUGGACUUCCAUCAGCACCUGCGGUUCUACCCCACUUAGAAAGGCACUGUGCGGUGAAAACGUUCCCACAAACAAGGGAAACAGGCUACACAAAUAACUUAAGGAUUCAGUUGGGUGUUUUAUGUACUUUUGCGCUCCCGAAAAAGACCUACCGUUGGCCCUGAUUUCCUGGAACUGUUUAGGAUCAUGUGCACGGUCAAAAAUGUGACUUCCAUGAAAAUACCGAACCCAUGAACCGAUCGUGGUUAUUUUUGGAUAUGUUGGUCACCCAGAUUGGGGCGAUCAAGAGAUGUGACUUUUGUGGAGUUUUCAUGUGUGUUGGGUUGUAUUUUUGGGGUUAUGUUAUAUUGUAUGUUUUUGUAACUGAGAGAUAAUUUAAUUAUAUGUUUGUGUGAUCAGGUAGGGCGCAGAGGAGGAGUGUGUGGAAUGUUUGUAACUAGUUCCUCUCAGGUCCAGAGGGGAAUGCCCCGUGAAUAUGUUUAAGGAAACCCCUUGCAUGGGGAGUUACAUAAAAGGCCAUGUGUGACUUCUAUUAAACACAUUCGUUUUACCCCUUCAUGAAGUCUAGGCUCAUGUCUGGGGGAUUGGAGAGCUCUAAUCACUACUCUGCUGGAAACAGGAGAGCUCUAAUCACUGCAGCAUUUGGUAUUAGGGAGACUUAAUGCGGAUAUACUCAGCCAGAGUAUAGGGGAUCUGGUACAACCCAAACUUCCAAUAAUAUUACAGCCAUGAAUAUAUUCUAGCUUAAAGCGGCACUGUCACACAAACUUACCCUUCUCUUAUGGUUUUCCUCUUCUCUUCCUCUCUCAGCAGAUGUUCUCCUUUACUUUUCUGAUAUAGUUUUCUUUAAAAUAUAAGACAAAGAAGGGACUACUUUGUCUUAUGUAUUUUUGCUACGCCUGACAUUCUCUGACACAAGGAGGAGCUUAAGUUACUUCCAUUUCCUGUGUCAAAGAACGUUUUCCCGCAAUACUUACCCUCCUCCUUGAAGAAGGAAAUGGAACUAACUUAAGUCAAAGAAUGUCAGGUGUAGAAAAAUACAUAAGACAAAGUAGUCUGCAGUUCCACUUUUCAGAGUCUGUUAACUUCACCAUCAGUGAUCUUCUUCACCAAAUGUCCUGCAGAGGACACUGUGCAGUGCAUGAAAGGGGCUGACUUACUCCCAGUUUCACAAUCCAGAUACCCACUGUGA